UCCAGCAGCAACUUCAGCACCAUCCUCAUCCAAGUAUCAUCGAGCUCGAUCUGGAGGAGCCAGAGAUGAACGCUAUCGGUCUGAUAUCCACACAGAGGCAGUUCAGGCAGCACUGGCAAAGCAUAAAGAACAGAAGAUGGCUCUGCCUAUGCCAACUAAAAGACGUUCCACAUUUGUACAGUCGCCAGCUGAUGCCUGCACCCCCCCAGACACAUCUUCUGCAUCCGAGGAUGAGGGAUCACUAAGGCGCCAGGCUGCUCUUUCUGCUGCAUUGCAUCAGAGCUUACAGAAUGCUGAGUCCUGGAUCAACCGAUCUAUUCAGGGGUCAUCCACAUCUUCAUCAGCAUCCUCUACACUAUCCCAUGGAGAAGGCAAAGGAACCAGUGGGACACUAGCUGAUGUAUUUGCCAAUACUCGAAUAGAGAAUUUUUCCAUUCCCCCUGAUGUCACUGCAACUACCUCCUCAUCCUCUUCCUCAGCACGCCCAGCAACUAUUGAUAUUCCUCCAUCAGGAAUCGUGAAAGGCACGCACAAGGGAUCCAGUCGAUCUAGUCUCAUGGACACUGCUGAUGGUGUCCCUGUAAGUAGCAGAGUCUCCACAAAAAUUCAACAGCUGCUCAACACCCUGAAACGACCAAAAAGGCCACCCCUGAAGGAAUUCUUUGUGGACGAUUUUGAAGAAAUUGUGGAAGUCCCACAGCCUGACCCAAACCAGCCCAAACCAGAGGGACGCCAGAUGACACCUGUUAAGGGGGAGCCACUGGGGGUGGUUUGUAAUUGGCCUCCUGCCUUAGAAGCAGCACUGCAGCGCUGGGGGACCACACAGGCCAAAUGUCCCUGUCUGACCGCACUGGAUGUUACCGGAAAACCCGUCUAUACUCUGACGUAUGGUAAAUUGUGGAGCAGAAGCCUUAAGCUGGCCUACACACUGCUUAAUAAACUGGGGACCAAAAAUGAACCUGUGUUAAAGCCUGGAGACAGGGUAGCCCUUGUUUUCCCCAACAAUGACCCAGUCAUGUUCAUGGUGGCGUUUUACGGCUGUCUGUUAGCGGAAGUGAUCCCAGUGCCUAUAGAGGUACCUCUUACCAGAAAGGAUGCUGGUGGUCAGCAGAUUGGCUUCCUCUUGGGGAGCUGUGGCAUCACUUUGGCUCUCACCACUGAGGUUUGUCUAAAGGGGCUGCCAAAAACCCAGAAUGGGGAGAUUGUGCAGUUUAAAGGUUGGCCCAGACUCAAAUGGGUUGUGACAGACUCAAAGUAUCUCUCCAAGUCACCAAAGGACUGGCAGCCCAACAUCUCAACUGCAGGAACUGAGCCGGCAUAUAUUGAGUACAAGACCAGUAAGGAAGGCAGUGUGAUGGGUGUGACAGUGUCUCGGAUUGCCAUGCUGUCUCAUUGUCAGGCUCUGUCUCAAGCUUGCAACUACUCUGAAGGUGAAACCAUAGUGAAUGUUCUGGAUUUCAAGAAGGAUGCAGGGCUCUGGCAUGGCAUGUUAACGAAUGUAAUGAACAAGCUGCACACCCUCAGCGUGCCCUACUCCGUGAUGAAAACCUGCCCACUCUCCUGGGUGCAGAGAGUUCAUACCCACAAAGCGAAGGUGGCUUUAGUGAAGUGUCGAGACCUGCACUGGGCCAUGAUGGCUCAUCGAGACCAAAGAGAUGUCAGCCUGAGUUCUCUGCGGAUGCUGAUUGUAACUGACGGUGCUAAUCCCUGGUCUGUUUCCUCAUGCGAUGCUUUCCUGAGUUUGUUUCAGAGCCAUGGGCUUAAACCUGAGGCAAUCUGUCCAUGUGCCACAUCUCCAGAAGCAAUGACUGUAGCAAUACGGAGGCCUGGUAUGCCUGGGGCACCCUUGCCCGGAAGAGCCAUCCUGUCCAUGAGUGGGCUAAGUUAUGGUGUUAUUCGUGUGAACACUGAAGACAAAAACUCUGCUCUUACGGUACAGGAUGUUGGCCAUGUGAUGCCAGGAGGAAUGAUGUGCAUCGUGAAACCCGAUGGAUCUCCUCAGCUCUGUAAAACGGAUGAGAUUGGUGAAAUCUGUGUUAGCUCCAGAACAGGAGGGAUGUUGUAUUAUGGGCUGACUGGGGUGACAAAGAACACAUUUGAGGUUAUCCCUGUCAACUCAGCUGGUUCUCCAGUGGGUGACGUGCCAUUCGUCCGCUCAGGCUUGCUGGGGUUUGUUGGACCUGGUAGCUUGGUGUUUGUGGUUGGAAAAAUUGAUGGCUUGCUGACAGUUAGUGGGCGCAGACACAAUGCUGAUGACAUCGUUGCAACCGGAUUAGCAGUUGAAUCAAUAAAGACAGUCUACAGAGGAAGGAUUGCUGUGUUUUCAGUCUCUGUGUUCUACGAUGAGAGGAUUGUGGUGGUGGCAGAGCAGCGGCCAGAUGCUUCUGAAGAGGACAGUUUUCAGUGGAUGAGCCGAGUGCUGCAGGCAAUUGACAGCAUUCACCAAGUGGGCGUGUAUUGUCUUGCUCUGGUACCAGCCAACUCUUUGCCAAAAACUCCUCUUGGAGGGAUCCAUAUCUCUCAAACCAAACAGCACUUUUUGGAGGGCUCGCUGCAUCCGUGUAACAUCCUCAUGUGCCCGCACACAUGUGUGACCAACUUGCCAAAACCCAGGCAGAAACAACCAGGUGUUGGCCCAGCCUCGGUGAUGGUGGGGAACCUGGUUGCUGGGAAGCGCAUUGCUCAGGCUGCUGGGAGGGACCUUGGACAAAUAGAAGACAACGAUUUGGUUAGAAAGCACCAGUUCCUGACGGAGGUGUUGCAAUGGAGAGCUCAAGCAACCCCUGAUCACGUGCUCUUCCUUCUUCUAAAUGCCAAGGGAACUCCUGUGUGCACAGCCACCUGCCUCCAGCUGCACAAGAGAGCAGAGAGAAUUGCAUCAGUUCUGUAUGACAAGGGACAUCUGAAUGCAGGAGACAACGUGGUGCUGCUCUAUCCUCCUGAUGAAAUCUUAGAAGUUCAAGUCUUCUGCCUGUGGACAUCAAAGAUCCCAUUGAUACUCUCAAGUUUUAUUUGAAAAUACUAUAGUGGCCACAUUGGAUCUAAUGGAGAAAGGAGUAUGUCUCUACUCCAAGGGGGACUUCUGGGUCUUGUCUGUUCUGUGUGGACACUAGAGUAUUGAGGCCUCACUCCUGUGGGAAUGUUCUGCAUGCCAUUUGGUGGCUACUCUCCACCCCAGAGGUGGCUGCCUUUCAGUCAUGAUGUAGAAAUGUUUUAUUUACUGUGACUUAGCUGCCAGGAUGGCUUUCUGUAGAGUUGUUAUUUUUUGAGUGAUUGCUCUUAUCGAUUUCAGUUAGGUGUGUGUGCACAUUUCUUGGAAAGUUUUCCCCCUAGCAGCACCCAUGGAGUGGUGCCUUCAUAGUGCUCAAUAUAUGACCCUGCUGACCCGACACCACCUUAGUUCCUUCUUACCGCCAGUGACGAUCAUUGGAACUGCGGUGACUUGCUUAGCAAGCUCUCUUCGUUUUCCCAGUCUUUCAGAUUAGUUUAGUUCACAGUUAUUCCUAGCCUCGUUAAGUUUAGUUUUAGUGUUUUCGGUUACCGCAGAUAGCUGUUGGGAGUAGGGGUGUCUUCCCCUUCACCCGAACCGCAUUCCCUGUUGGGACUUGGGGUAUGCCUAAGUCCCAAGGGUUCAAACCCUACAAGUCCUGCAGUAAGCCCAUGCCAAUGGGUGACCCCCACAACGCCCGCUUAAAGUGUCUGGGGGAAGCACACCAAGUGGACAAGUGCAGGCUUUGUAAGGGAUUUUGCCCCAGAACAAAAAAGGAGCAAGAAUUUUGCCUCAAGCAGCUCCUUAUGGAGGUGGCACUUAGAUCGCAACCUACACUAGCACGGCAAGACCCGGCACUGAGCUCAUCAAUGCGCAGUGCCCCAGCGGCAGUGGCAGAAGCGGCACCGCAGAAGGACUCUGGGAGAGACCCACGGCACCGCCGUUACCCGGCACCGAAACCGUCGAGAUUGACCCAGCCCCAGUCCCAUUCUCCAAUGCAGAAGCAGCACCAGAAGCAAGAGAAGAGUGGAUCUCUGACUCAGAGACCAGCCCCUUUGGAGCUGGCCAAUGGGGCUCAUCCCAGAGAGGAGCACCCAGGGCGGAAGACUUUGGAGCCAGCACCAUCGACUUUGGCCCCGCAAGGGGGACCGUUGAGUCUGGUGCCGUUGGAGUCUCCAAGCCAGGUCAUUCAGGAGGUGGAACUGCCUCCCACCCUGAGCACCUUUUGAGGCCGCAAGGGACCUUAUCACCAUGACAGUGCCACAGUCCCUGGUCCUUUGAGCCAAGCCUCCGGUACAGUACCGCAACGUGAGGCACCGUCCUGAGGCAAACU
Messenger RNA from Chelonoidis abingdonii (Abingdon island giant tortoise), 4322 nucleotides. The record is from RefSeq and is a predicted model, not a curated record. Lineage: Eukaryota; Metazoa; Chordata; Testudines; Testudinidae.